AUCAGCUUCCGGUGUUGAGGAGGACCAGGGAGACGGAGGGAGAAAGAAACGCGGGCAUAUUGUGUUCUUUAUACUCUUCGUUGACCUCCAAACUCUAAAGAGCGCGCGUUUGGAAUUGGAAGCCGGGCGACUGUGCUUUUUGGAUGUCUAGCGAACCUCGGAGUUUAUGUUUGGCGUUCGGUGAAAUAGUCCCCAUUCAUUCCGUUGUCUGUGCUAGCACGCUAAGCUAAGCUGCGCCAGGCCUUUUUUUCUUGCUGGACUUUGCGUUGCUAAUGCUAGCGGGGCUAAGCCACGUUUUUUCCCUCCAAUGACUUUGUCCCUCGCUUUGUAAAUAAAGAUCACUUAUGAUUUAUAUGCUAAUCCGAACAUAGUCGUUCUCCGGGGGGUUGCAAGUCGAAGCUAAUUUCCGUGUGCGACCCUUUUUUUAGGGGGGUGGGAUUCGAGGUCCACUUUUUAGCUAGAGCGAAUAACGCAGACGCGGAAAGCCGCCGAAGCCUACAGAUAUGUCGGACUUCGAUGAAUUUGAGCGGCAGCUAUCCGAAAACAAGCAAGCCGAGCGGGACAAAGAGAACCGGCACCACCGCCGCUCUGGCUCCCGUAGCCGUAGCCGAGACCGGAAGAGGAGGAGCAGAGACAGGGACAGACGUAGCCGGGAUCGCCGUGGCGACAGUAAGGAUCGCAGACACAGACGCAGCUCACCAUCGAGCUACCCAAAGGACAAUACUGCAAGCCGUUCUCCGCACCGUGAGAAGAAGAAGAUAAAGGUGAAGAAGUACUGGGAUGUCCCGCCACCUGGUUUUGAAAACAUCAGCCCCAUGCAGUACAAAGCCAUGCAAGCUGCCGGCCAGAUCCCAGCAACAGCCCUCUUGCCCACCAUGACUCCAGACGGCCUGGCUGUCACUCCCACCCCAGUGCCAGUCGUGGGCAGCCAGAUGACCCGACAGGCUCGAAGGCUUUACGUGGGGAACAUCCCCUUUGGGAUCACUGAGGAGUCAAUGAUGGAUUUCUUUAAUGCUCAGAUGCGUCUCGGUGGUCUCACUCAGGCACCGGGCAACCCGGUGCUUGCGGUGCAGAUCAAUCAAGAUAAGAAUUUUGCCUUCCUUGAGUUCCGCUCAGUGGAUGAGACAACACAGGCAAUGGCUUUUGAUGGAAUCAUCUUUCAAGGCCAAAGCCUAAAAAUUCGUCGUCCCCACGAUUACCAGCCACUGCCGGGCAUGAGCGAGAACCCCAGUGUCUAUGUGCCUGGUACACAGACAAUUAAUGGUCUUGUUGUCAACACAGGAGUGGUCUCCACAGUAGUGCCCGACUCGGCCCACAAACUCUUCAUCGGCGGGCUGCCCAACUACCUAAAUGACGACCAGGUGAAGGAGCUUUUGACGUCAUUUGGCCCUCUGAAGGCCUUCAACCUGGUCAAGGACAGUGCUACAGGCCUGUCUAAAGGAUAUGCGUUCUGCGAAUACGUUGACGUCAAUCUAAAUGACCAGGCGAUUGCCGGGCUCAACGGUAUGCAACUGGGAGACAAGAAACUCCUGGUACAGCGGGCCAGUGUGGGAUCCAAGAACGCAACUCUGACCAGUAUAAACCAGACCCCCGUCACGCUGCAGGUGCCUGGCCUGAACAGCACAGUCACCCAAAUGGGUGGCCUGCCCACCGAGGUGCUAUGCCUGAUGAACAUGGUGGCGCCCGAAGAGUUGCUUGACGAUGAAGAGUAUGAGGAGAUUGUGGAAGACGUCCGGGACGAGUGUAGCAAGUACGGCCAAGUCAAGAGCAUCGAGAUCCCGCGGCCCGUCGACGGCCUGGAAGUGCCCGGCACUGGCAAGAUCUUUGUGGAGUUCAUGUCCGUUUUUGAUUCCCAGAAAGCCAUGCAGGGCUUAACAGGAAGGAAAUUUGCCAACAGAGUAGUGGUGACCAAGUACUGCGACCCAGACGCGUAUCAUCGCCGGGACUUCUGGUAGAGGAGGUGCGAUGGAGAGAAAAAGGGGGAUUUGAUGGGGGAGGGAGUUGGGUGGGUAGGUUUGACCUCCCACAUGACCAGAUUAGCCCAACGAAUGAUUAUAGUUUGUUUUUUUUCUCGUGGAAAUCACCAUAUGUGAAAAGUAAAGUGGGCUUGGUCUGCUUGUGCGGGGGGUUCCUCAGCGGGAGGUGGGGAGGGGUCUAAGGUUUUUGUGAAACGUGUGUUAAAAAGGUCAGGGGUGGGGUCAACAAUUUUUAUACUUUGCGAGCCGGAGAUGUCAUUUUGGGGGGAGGGGGGGCGUAAUACAUCAAUGUUUGUAUUUAAAUGGAAGGAACUUGUCAACGGUGCAUCGAGGGGAAUGAACACGACAACGGCAAGGAAAAGACAAGACGGUGAUGAGGGCAUUUUGGUUUGCCACCUCGUACUUAUUAUUCUUCACUAGCUGUAACGUCCAGUUAAAUUUCGCAGCCAUUAGAAAGACUAGAGAUGAUGUCAUUGUUUCUUUUUUUUUUUUUUGGUUUUAUUUGUUUGUUUGUUUUUGUCAGACUACUGCCCCUCGCCCCCCUCAGGACGAUCGCUAGAGAAUGUGUUGUGUGAAUGUCAACUCUUAACUGUUCCGAUACUGUGUGUAGCUUCACUGGCUCCAGCUUGUAACAUCAACAUUGUACUCAGCCUGUAGAAAAAGUUUGAGCUACAGUAAAGGACGUUUUCCAUCCACUUUUUUCUAAUGAUCCUUUCUUUGAACAGCUUUUGUUCAGGCCGCACUCAAACAUAUUUAUUGGGGGUUUAGCUUACCAAAAGCCUUAAUCGGAUGAUUUCACGAUAAUUGGACAAAGAAACUCAUCCGGCUGACCCUUCUUAAGUCCACCACGUCCGUACUUUCAAAGGCGUCACUCUCCUGUACUUUGCCUCGCUUUGCCAUUCACGUCCCUUGUUAAAAGAUUUGACCUGUAAUUUGUGCUUGGACCCGGUGAUGAUUUUUUUCCUGUUUCAUUUGUGUGAAUCGUCUCACCUCUUUGACAAGACCAAAUAAACACAUGAAUAAUA
Molecule: messenger RNA, 3001 nt
Organism: Corythoichthys intestinalis (scribbled pipefish)
Lineage: Eukaryota; Metazoa; Chordata; Actinopteri; Syngnathiformes; Syngnathidae
Gene: u2af2a
Product: U2 small nuclear RNA auxiliary factor 2a
Exons: 12
Coding region: 504-1955 (483 amino acids)
Biological process (GO): mRNA processing
Cellular component (GO): U2-type prespliceosome; nucleus; commitment complex
Molecular function (GO): pre-mRNA 3'-splice site binding; poly-pyrimidine tract binding
Source: RefSeq, a predicted model, not a curated record